AUGGCGGCGAUGAGAUACAAAAGAGGCGUUCUCAUCACAAUCAUCUUCUUCUCCAUUGUCCUUUCUCCAUGCUUACUUGCUCACUCUUUUUCUACAAAAUGUAAGUCCCUCUCCAUAAUCUUUUCUCCAUCUUUGGUUCUUCUUAUAUAUGACGAGUCCUCUUUUUUUUCUCUAGCGUUGAUCUUUUGGUUAGGAGAAAGAGAAGAUGUGAAAGCCAUGGAGAAGGAGAACGAGAUUGGUGUUGGAUCAGCAACUGAAGUUGAAGAAAGACAAGUGCCAACUGGAUCUGACCCUCUUCAUCAUAAACACGUUCCCUUUACUUCUCCAUAG
Molecule: messenger RNA, 330 nt
Organism: Eruca vesicaria subsp. sativa (arugula)
Lineage: Eukaryota; Viridiplantae; Streptophyta; Magnoliopsida; Brassicales; Brassicaceae
Source: the annotation of a GenBank genome assembly